Molecule: messenger RNA, 1488 nt
Organism: Aspergillus bombycis
Lineage: Eukaryota; Fungi; Ascomycota; Eurotiomycetes; Eurotiales; Aspergillaceae
Product: MFS transporter
Exons: 7
Coding region: 1-1488 (495 amino acids)
Biological process (GO): transmembrane transport
Cellular component (GO): membrane
Molecular function (GO): transmembrane transporter activity
Source: RefSeq, a predicted model, not a curated record
AUGGCAUCCGAAAAGGAAGCGGCUGGUGGAGGGGUUUCUAGUUACCAUUCUGACCUAGAAACCUCAAAGCCAGGUAUCGAGCAACUUGAGGUGAUUGCUGACCCUGACGAGGGUUUAUCUGAAGAGGAGAAGGCAAAAAUAGAUCGACGUUUGCUGAGGAAAUUAGAUAUGCGUCUCAUCCCGUGGCUGUCCUUACUCUAUCUAGCAUCAUUUCUUGACCGCACAAAUAUUGGAAAUGCAAAAUUGGAUGGUCUCCAGGAAGCACUUCAUAUGACUGAUGGCCAAUACAACGCUUCGCUAACCAUCUUCUUCAUCUCCUAUUCUAUCUUUGAGCCCCUUACUAACGUGCUGCUCAAACGGACACUGCCCAGUAUUUUUAUCCCAACAAUCAUCGUUCUCUGGGGCAUUUGCAUGACAACAAUGGGGCUUGUACACAACUUUUCCGGCCUCAUGGCCGCACGAUGGUUUCUUGGAUUAGCGGAGGCCGGUCUUUUCCCGGGCGUAGCUACUAUCUUUCCUGCUGCGGGCUCAUUUGGCGGCCUUCUGGCAGCUGCCAUUGCCAAGAUGGAUGGGGUGGGUGGAAAGGAUGGCUGGGCCUGGAUCUUCAUCCUAGAGGGUCUUGCAACCGUUGUCAUUGGGGUGCUUUCCUUCUGGCUGGUGUACGACUUUCCAGACAAAGCUAAAUUCCUAUCUGACAUAGACCGAAAGCGCGUAAUGCGACGUCUGGCUCUAGACCAGCAAUCCAGUACUGCCAAGGAGCACGAGUGGAAAUCCUCAUAUCUGUGGGAUAGCCUGAAAGACCAUAAGACUUGGCUCGGUGCUAUUAUUUAUAUGGGUGCUGAUGGAGCAUUGUAUGCUUUUUCAUUGUUCCUGCCAACCAUUAUCAAAGAACUAGGUAUUUUGAAAGUGUUUUAUUUGUCCAGCUACUCAUCUACUCGUGCACAGCUCCUCAGUGUGCCUCCUUACGCUUGCGCUGCUAUCCUAACAGUCUCGGUUGGCUACAUAGCUGAUCGCACGCGUCAGAGAGGAAUCUAUAACAUCCUCGCAUCCAUCUUGGGGAUAGUUGGUUUCUCAAUGCUACUAGGCACUAAAUCGCCUGGUGUUAAAUAUGCUGGAGUCUUCCUUGGGGCUAUGGGCAUUUAUCCCUGCAUUGCUAAUACCAUUGCCUGGGUCAGUAACAACGUAGAGGGCAUCUACAAACGCGGUGUUACCAUCGGAAUCAUGAUCGGAUGGGGAAACUUGAACGGUAUCAUGUCCUCUAAUAUAUAUCGCAAUGCCGAUGCACCGAAUUACUAUCCUGGCCACGGCACGGUUCUGGCGUACUUGACCCUCUUUUUGUUUAUUGGAUCCAUUUCAGAAUAUUUCCUGCUGAAGAGGGAAAACCGGAAGCGCCGACGUGGCGAUAGGGAUCAUCGCGUUGCGGGAUUAACUCCUGAGGAAAUUGCACAGCUCGGCGACAAGAGGCCUGACUUCAUCUACACGAUAUAA